Staurois parvus is the source of this 260-nucleotide messenger RNA. The record is from the annotation of a GenBank genome assembly. Lineage: Eukaryota; Metazoa; Chordata; Amphibia; Anura; Ranidae.
GGGGGGAACUGACUUGGUGUCACUGACAUCCCCAGUGACACCAAUACAGUGAUCAGUGCUAAUAAAAAGCACUGACACUGUACUAAUGGCACUGGACAGGAAGGGGUUAACAUGAGGGGCGAUCAAAGGGUUAACUGUGUGCAAGGGCUGUGUGUGUGUGUGUGUGUGUGUGUUUUUCACUGUAAUCGCACUGCUGGAUGGCUGGAUGGCUGUGCAGUGUGCCUGAGCUGACAGGGAGGAGAACAGUUAGCAAACAAACA